GUGAUAACGUAAAGCAUAUAAGUUCUGCGGCGGUGGCGCUGGUGCAAAGUCGUGUAAGCAACACUCAAAUCUCACAGAGACGUACAAUGGGCGUGAUUAAGCUUACUGCAGGCUCGCCCAAGCCCCCGGUCACCCCGGGCAAGGUGCAGCUGUUCGGCUCGGAGUACAACCCGUACUGCCAGCGCAUACGGAUGAUCCUGAUCGCGCGGGACGUGCCUCACGACGUGUACUCGGCGAGCUCGUGGGACAAGCCGGCGUGGUGGGACUCCGUGCAGCCGGACCACAAGGAGCCGGCGCUGUGCACGGACGACGGCAGGACGCUCACCAAGGGGGACGUCUUCAAGUUCCUGCAGGAGAAGUACCCCGGCCAGGGUUCCGACCCGGCGUUGCGGGACAGCAACUUCGAGCUGCUCAAGAAGUUCGAACUGGUGAUGGAGAAUUUUUUCACUGCUCUCCAGAACAAAGACCACAAGCCAUCAGAAAAAGGCCGCGAGUUCUUUCAAGCAUUUGAUGAGGAACUUCAGAAAAGAGGAACCACAUUUCUUGGAGGAGAGACCCCAGGGACGGUAGACUACAUGAUCUGGCCCUGGUUCGAGCGAUUCCGUGUUCCAGCCAUGCUGCACGGCAUAGACCGCCCUCCGCCUUCCGACAGGACUCCGCCGAAGAAUAUGCUGGCGUGGAGGGAAGCCAUGGAGAAGACGAAGCCUGUGAUGGAAACGCGACACUCGUUGGAGGAGCAUGUGGAAGUCUGCAAGCGCUGGAUGCAGAAGUGACCGUGCAAAACCUCUACGCCAAUAAAAAUGAACGCUGACCUUCGUGAAAAUGAUAUCAAAUAAAAUCAAACUUUCCUGCCUUA
Bacillus rossius redtenbacheri is the source of this 856-nucleotide messenger RNA. Its product is annotated as pyrimidodiazepine synthase-like. Gene Ontology annotation, biological process: glutathione metabolic process. Bases 87 to 773 code for a protein of 228 amino acids. The record is from RefSeq and is a predicted model, not a curated record. Gene Ontology annotation, molecular function: glutathione dehydrogenase (ascorbate) activity; glutathione transferase activity. Gene Ontology annotation, cellular component: cytoplasm. NCBI's taxonomy places the organism in Eukaryota, Metazoa, Arthropoda, Insecta, Phasmatodea, Bacillidae. The transcript is spliced from 5 exons.